Messenger RNA from Varanus komodoensis (Komodo dragon), 2319 nucleotides. It is a transcript of the gene RRN3, whose product is annotated as RRN3 homolog, RNA polymerase I transcription factor. Gene Ontology annotation, cellular component: nucleus. The transcript is spliced from 18 exons. The record is from RefSeq and is a predicted model, not a curated record. The coding region runs from base 135 to 2054 and encodes 639 amino acids. Gene Ontology annotation, molecular function: RNA polymerase I general transcription initiation factor activity; RNA polymerase I core binding. Gene Ontology annotation, biological process: transcription initiation at RNA polymerase I promoter. NCBI's taxonomy places the organism in Eukaryota, Metazoa, Chordata, Lepidosauria, Squamata, Varanidae.
GCGUGCCGGCGGCCGGAGCGAGCGGGGUCGUGUCGCUUCGCUGCGCUUCGCUUCGCUGCGUGCCUGAGCAGCAUGGACGGCCCGGGGGAGGCGGCGGCGGCGUCGGUUGCGGGAGGCCCGGAGGGAGCGCGGCCAUGUGGGCUGCGCGGCGGGCGGAGGCCCUGAAGCGCAGCGGCGGUUCGUGGGAAGGCCCCCCUGGAGGGGAGGGCGGCGGCGGCGGCGGCUGCCACGGAAGAAAUUCUGACAUGCUGGCUGCAGAUGAAUUUCUAAGAUCGCCACCAAAGAAAACAGUCCGUUUUGGUGGGGCAUUGGACGAGAUCCUGCAGAAAUACAAAAAGGGCGAAACAACUGACUUUGAUUUGUUGAAGCAUCAGCUGUUGGAUCCAGACAUAAAAGAUGAUCAGAUUAUUAACUGGCUGCAUGAAUUCCGGGCUUCUGUUACACAGUUGACCAAGGACUUUGAACAACUUGUCAACAUCUUACUGAAGGUGCCGUGGCUGAGAAGAAGCCAAGCAGUGGUAGAAGAAUACUUGUCUUUUCUGGGCAACUUGGUGUCUGCACAGACCAUCUACCUAAGGCCAUGUCUCGCAAUGCUUGUCUCCCACUUUGUCCCACCUCGAAUAAUCAUACAAGAGAAUGAUGUGGACAUCUCUGAUUCAGACGAUGAUGAAAAUGUUCCAGAGGCGUUUGAAACCUGCCACAGAGCAUUGCAAACAAUUGUAAAAUACGUUCCACUGACACCACAGUUUCUUAUGCCGGUGCUCACUGAAAAAUUCCCAUUCAUCAAUAAAUCAGAGAGAACUCUGCAAUGUUACGUCCAUAACGUGCUCCGGAUCAGUGGAUAUAUCCCAACCCUGAGACGUGACAUUUUGGAGCUGGUAAUUGAAAGGCUGUUAAAGAUGGAUGUGAGUGCCCCCAGAAAAGAUAUUGAAACUGCUGAAGCUAUGAGUGAGGAGACCACUGAGGAAGGACUUUUUGACAUGGAUGAAGAUGAGGAGAAGGCAAAAAGGAAAGAGAUAAUGGCUCAUCCAAUCGCAGAACGCCUGGACAUUCUGAUGAUGAUCAUGUUCUCCUACGUUAAGGAUAUCUGCCAUGUGAAUGGAAAGCUUGAUACUGGCAACACCAAGAACUUGUAUCGCGAUCUGGUGGCUGUAUUUGAUAAGCUAAUUCUACCGACCCAUGGCUCAUGUCACGUGCAGUACAUCAUGUUCUACCUCUGCAGCUUGAAAUGGGGGAUUGCAGAAGUCUUCGUGGAGCACCUUUGGAAGAAGAUCCAGAACCCCAAUACUCCCGCAGUGAUCCGGCAGGCUGCUGGGAACUACAUUGGCAGCUUUUUGGCACGGGCAAAGUUUAUCCCGGUUGUGACGGUGAAGGCCUGCCUCGACUUGCUGGUGAACUGGCUGCACCUGUACAUCGACAACCAAGACUCGGGGGGGUCGAAAGCCUUCUGCGACGUCGCCAUCCACGGCCCCUUCUACACUGCCUGCCAGGCCGUCUUCUACGUGCUCAUCUUCCGCCACAAGCAAAUCUUGGAGGGCAACCUCAAGAAAGGCCUGGCAUUCCUGCAGAACUUCAACUUUGAGCGCAUCAUUAUGAGUCAGUUGAACCCCCUGAAGGUGUGUUUGCCUUCCAUUGUGAAUUUCUUUGCUGCCUUCACAAGGAAGUACCAGAUUGCAUUCUGCGACACCAUCAUUGAGAGGAACAGGAGACAAGUUUUGCCGGUUGUGAGAAGCAGCUGUGGGGGUGACUCCAUCGAGACUUGCACAAAUCCCCUGGACAGUUUUUUCCCCUUUGACCCUUACAUUCUCAAAAGAUCGCAGAACAUAAUCAACCCUUUGUAUCAGUUUUGGGAAGAGGAGAGUGCCGAGGACCUUGGAGAAGCUGCAGGCGUUGCAAGUGAGAGCAAAGGGGAAGAGGAAGACGACUUCUUGAAAGGCGAAACUCCUCAGAACGAUGGCGUAAUGGUGGGCAUCACACCGGGUUCCUUUGACUCCAGUCUUCAGAGUCCGGGAACGCGCAUCGGGUCGCCACUAGCCGUGUCUCUGCAGCUCUGACCUUCCAGGAUCAGCUGAAAAAGACUUUGGGCAGUUGUCAUUUCUAUAAAGAGAAUUUGUUGGGACAGUUUCUGAAGUAUUUGAAUGAUCUUGGUAGUGAAAAGUUGGUUGGGGGAAAGUGCAGAGAAAAAGCAUGACUGUCUUACAGGGGUGUGUUUAUUUUUUACUUUUUGCACAAGAAAAUGAUUUGCUACUGCUUAGCUUUCUUUCCACAUCUUGAUUUUGAAGUAGCUCAUUUGGUUUAUUAAAUGUAUCAUGACAAUGA